Puccinia graminis f. sp. tritici CRL 75-36-700-3 is the source of this 437-nucleotide messenger RNA. RefSeq lists its product as uncharacterized. NCBI's taxonomy places the organism in Eukaryota, Fungi, Basidiomycota, Pucciniomycetes, Pucciniales, Pucciniaceae. The transcript has 6 exons. Gene Ontology annotation, biological process: translation. The coding region runs from base 1 to 333 and encodes 110 amino acids. Gene Ontology annotation, cellular component: cytosolic large ribosomal subunit; ribosome. Gene Ontology annotation, molecular function: structural constituent of ribosome. The record is from RefSeq and is a predicted model, not a curated record.
AUGAUCAACCCAAAGACCCUCGCCUCGGAGCGCCUGGCUGGCGCGAAACGCCCGCCGGGAAGGGGGCUUCCGCGCAGGCCUUGUGUGUCGGCCGCUUUUCGACGUUCUCCACAGCCAAGCGUUCGGCCGGCCUGUGACGAGUACGACAGCACCGAGCAUCACCAGAACUCUGCUAUAAUGUCAUCGAACAAGACUUUCCGCGUCAAACGAUGCCUUGCUAAGGCCCAGGUUCAAAACAGGCCUAUCCCUCAAUGGUGCCGAUUGAAAACCGAUGCUAAAAUCACCUACAACGCCAAGCGCAGACACUGGCGUCGAACGAAACUCAACCUCUAAACUCUUCACUCGUCCCCAAUUCCUCUCAGCCGUUUCAAGUUAGAAUGUUGUAGAGAAAUGAAGUCGAUUGUUGAUCACCUUGGUUCAUCUGCGGGGGGUUCCUC